Molecule: messenger RNA, 444 nt
Organism: Arachis stenosperma
Lineage: Eukaryota; Viridiplantae; Streptophyta; Magnoliopsida; Fabales; Fabaceae
Exons: 2
Coding region: 1-444 (147 amino acids)
Biological process (GO): DNA integration
Molecular function (GO): nucleic acid binding; RNA-DNA hybrid ribonuclease activity
Source: RefSeq, a predicted model, not a curated record
AUGACCUAUGAGCAAUCUAUCAAGUUUGAUUUCCCAGAUUUGAACAACCAAGCAGAGUAUGAGGCCCUUAUAAGCAGCUUAACUUUAGCCAAAGAAGUCGGAGUAACAAAGCUCGAAGUCAACAGCGACUCUCAGGUCGUGACUUCGCAAAGGCAAGUGAUUGCUAGAUCUAGGAUCCCAGAGAUCGAUGUGCCAGAUAAAGGGAUGCAAUUCUCCGACGAAAAAUUCAGAGAGUUCUUGACAGGACUGGGAAUCAAGCAAAAGCUUUCCUUCGUGGAGCACCCCCAAAGUAACGGACAAGCCGAAGCGACGAACAAAGUCAUCCUCAGUGGGUUAAAGAAGUGUCUAGAUCAGCAAAAGGGCUUUUGGGCAGACAAACUGGCCUCGGUCUUGUGGUCUUACAGGACAACACCACAAUCUUUCACCGAGGAGACGCCUUUUUGA